UUCUAUUGAUCGCCACACCCAAGACAGUGAGUCAGCUUCAUACCCUAUUAGCAGACUAAAUCAUGAAAACGUGUAUAGUGGGGUACACUUUUAAUCCCAGCACUCUGUUCUCUGAGUUCAAGGUCAGCCUGUUACUGAUUCAGUUUCAGGACAGCCCCAGCUACACAGAGAAAUCCUGUCUCAAAAAACAAAACAAAACAAAACAAAACAAAACAAGACAAAAAAAAAGAAACAAAAAAGGAAAACAAAAGAAAAAAAGAAACAAAUUUACUUAUUGUAACAAAAAUAGUUUAAUUUGCUUAAAAAGCAGUGGUCAUCUGUGUGUUUAAAGGCUCCAUGUGUUAAAAUGUUUCUUCUCCUCAUGACAAUGCUUUCCCCUCCACUCUUGUAAUGAAGUAAUGUAGGGAUACUUAAUACCUAAGGAACAGGGGGCGCCAGUCCUAGAAGGGGAGGGGCUGUCACUGGAUUGCAAUAUCAUUCUUCGUUUCUAACCACUCGGAUCUGUAUUCGUGACCUGCCUGGCAGCAACAUUAGGGUUUAUUCCCAGCUCCCGUAACACAGUGAAAAUAUAACAAAUCAAGACAAAAAUAAAUUACAGGACUCAGAUUUUUACUUAAAAAUGUUUUCUCUAUAUAUUAAUCUCAAAAAUCGUUUUCACAAAAGUAGACCAACACUUCUGGCAUUUCUUUCAUAACGGUGCUUGCUAUAAUUCUAUUUACUUUUAUUAGACAGUUCACAUAAAAUUAUGUGCACAUAUCGAAGAAAAAGGAAUUAUGAUGACUCCACAUUUUACGGAUAAACAUAGCACUUAUAGAAAUAUAUAGUCAAGAUUACUUUUAUUGGUCUUAUAUCUGAUUAUAUUCAUGAUUUAAUAAUGUUGGAUAUUUUACAAAUAUAAUGCUAACUGAAUAUCAUAGUUUAAAAAGACAGAUGUAGGAAGCUAGACACUUGAAAAGAUGCCUGCAUUAUUUUAGUAAUUAUACAUUGGAUGUACUGACAGUCACCAAUUCUACCCAGGUCUGCAUUGGUAGCCUUAGUCCCUCAGCUUUCAAAACAUCCUGAAUUCUGGCGGUUGAGGAAAAAUCCUUUGAAAACGGUGCUUAGUCGCCUGUUUUAACCUGCAGCUCAGAUUCUGAACACAAGUUCCAGCUUGCCUGACUCCUUCACAAACUUCUACAGAGGGCUUCUCAGCGGGACGAUGUGAAGGGCUUUCUAAAGUGCUCAGUAGCCGAGCACUGAUUACAGUCCAGCCCCGGGCAAAACUGCCCUCAGCAGGAAGACUUGUUUAUCAAGGGAACAGAGAUAAGCCUUUAGCUUGGAUAUACCUGUCACCAGAAAGUCAGCUUGUUUUUUUAUGUUCUGUCAGUAUUUAAAACAAAACUCAAUUCAAUUAGAAAGUUACAGUAUUGGCUCUGGUUAAAAAUAAAAUUUGAAUGUAUUUCUCUGGUUGCCUGAGAUAAGCACCUCUGGAAUUCUUAAUAUUUUGUUUUUUUGUUUGUUUUUUAGUUUAUUUUCUGUUUGGCUUUUUAAAUACAUGGCCAUGUAUUUCAGUAAAAAAACAAAGAUGUGAUUUGAAUUGUGGCAGUGUAGAAGUAUAAGAGCAAAGAAACUGCUCUAAGGAAUUCUAAGUAUCUUUCAAUAAAGACCAAAGCUGUGACAUCUCUCUGGAUUUAAAUCCCCAAGACAAAACGUGACAGUAUGGCAGGAAUCCUUCCUUGUUCUGGCAGGUUUUGAUUGACUCUGAUGCUGUUAUUUUGUUCCCGUCCUCUCUAUGAAUUAGGUUUUAGUGGCUGAACUAGGACGAAACUGUCUAUGGCAAGAGCAUAGAGUUAGUCUAGCUAUGGGGAAUUUCAAAUAGUAAUAUGUUUUAUUCUUGUUUAUAUCAAAUACCUAUCUUUAGAAGUCCUCAUGUAUUCAAAAUUUAUGGAAAAAAAUAUCCCCCAAGUCUUUGAAAAAGGACAAAAAGGAUAGGAACAACUUACUUUACUGUGAAAAAAUAUUAAAAAGAAAGAAAAUAAGAAACAUUACCUUAAUGAAUAAUACUAGACCUCCAAAAAUCAAAAUACUAAAUACAACUUGUAUAAAACAGUUCUGGUAUUGAUAUUAAAUUAAACCUCUAUCCAAACAAAAUGUUCUCUUUAGGAAGGCAAUAGUACACUUUAACUGUUCAUCGGGAUAUGCCUGUAAACUUAGCACUCAGGAGGCUGAGGCAGGAGAAUCACCCUUUCAAAGUCAGCCUGGGCUACAAAACAAAACAAAAACAAAGAUCACACUAUCUUAGCUGGUAAAAACAAAACAAACACUGCUACUAACAUUUAUAUUAACUAUAACAAUAUAUACUUGCUAAUUUAAUUAAUAAUAUAGUCAUUUUAAUGUAAACAAUACUAGUAAGGGAAGCAUAUGUUUUAGAAGCAUGCUAGGUUAAUUUUGAUAAAGAUCUCAGAUUAGGUUUUUUCCCCCCAACUAUAUCUAAUGGUACCAUACUCUUUAUCAACUUCAGCUAAAAUAUUUUAAAAUAAAAUCAAAUCCUCAAACUUUGCACCUACAGUGGGUUGGGCUCCCCCUUAAAGCUGGGACCACCAGACUGGAGAGGCUCAGCAUCAAAUUUAAUUGAACUCAAGAAGGAAUGAACUUCAGUGAGUAAAAUGGACAUGGUAGUUAGCCAGGUAUUUACCUACCGUUAUUUUUGCAAGCAAGGAAUUAGAAAAAAAAACCCAACUCCUUUAUUAAAUCUAAAAAUGAGCUCUUCAUGUAUUGACAACAUGAGGAAUUCAUCUGGCCUCAGCGUUUACUUAGGAGGGACUCCGGGUGGUUUUACCAAGAGAACUUUCAUUCCUAAGGUUUGGGGAACAGAAUUCUGGGAUGGAGCGCUCCAACUGUGAGAAUAGUAACCCAAGAUGUGUCUUUAAAUGACAGACCUUGGAAAAUGCUGAGCAGGGGUGAGCGCCCCAGCCCGCCCCUAGCUUUCCCUCCUCCUAGGGAGGAAGCCUAGGUUUGGAGUGUUCUCUGCAAGAGGCUUUCCAAGCUCGGACUCCUGGGCCAUUUGACCCCUUUAAGUCCGAACACUCUCGCUCCAGCCGCCCUUGCACAGUUGUGGCGCAUGGGAAGACACACAAUACAGGAGCUGCAACCGAUAAACAAGUUUAAAUACCCAACUCUCUCCAGCCUCUUCAGGCUCCUCCCCUACAAACAAACGCCUGGCUCUUUUGUUUUCUUCAGUCAGUCUGGAAAUACUAUGAACUCGCCAAUCCCCACCGAGUCUUUUCAUGAAAGGUCUCAUUCUCCCGGCCCCUAGAAGAAUGGGCACUCUACAGUUGUCGACCAUGGGAAGCAGUAUAAAACAAGACACAGUUGCAACAAGAGCAACCCUGCUAGCUACUACUUACCAGUCCCACAAAGUCUACAGACAGAUGAAAUUCCAACUCCUGACUUAAGGCUGAACUUUCAAAAAAAAAAAAAAAAAUCAAUUGCUUAGCCUGAUUAAGGAAAAAUACUGUUUGUAUAAACCUUUGUUUUUGAGAAGCCAUUUGAAAAUAUAUCAGGCUUUGGAGUUUUGGCUUGUUUAGAUUAAUUUUGAAAUUUAUUUAUAAAAUGCAACUUUCUCUUUAAAAUUCUUUAAUUUUUUUUUCUCUUGAUACUGCACGGUUUCAAACUACAAAAAUAAAUCCCAAGCUAAAAUUUCCAAAUAACCAUACCUUCACAUUUAAAGUUUCUUCAGUUUCAGCUUAUUUAAAUCCUAGCUUUUUAGUACUGCACUAUAAAUUCAGUCUGUAAGUUUUAAUCAGUUUGUUCAACUCAAAUAAUUUGUGACUCUGGGGAGUGACUUUACACCAAAGCUUAAAAGACACCAUUUAUUAACCACAUUAGUGAGAUGUAGUUGAAUUAAAAUAAUGUGUUAAACACAUGAUUACCUGUUUUAAGUUCUUGACCAACUCAUUCGUUACUUACAAUUUGUUUUUAAAAGCUGCUUAGAUAACUGCUUCACUAUGGUACAUGGCAAUUUGUUACAGCCAUUCGAUUUUAGAGACUAGAUCUAAAGAGUAAACUGAACAGUUUUCUCAAAAGAACUUGAAGAUAAUAUGAUUUACUACAGCUGAAAGUUAACAAUACACAGAAAAAUCUUAUAUUAAUUUAAGCCAAUUUCCUCAAGUAUUAAAUAUUUGCUGAAUAAUCUUUUACCGGGUUUCAACUAAAUUUGAGUCCCCCGCCCCUGCUAAGACUUUAAGAAAAAAAUUAAAAUUAUCUGUGGAUAAAUUUGUAUUUCUGGGUGGCCCAUUUCUUUUUCUCCAGAUAAAGAUUGGUAAAAUCUUUUAUGAAUGUUGACAAAUCAAACAAUUUUAUACUUCCUUCUUUUCUGUCACCACCAAAGUUCUGAUCGUUAUAUUUUUAAGAAAAAAAAAAAAAAAACAAUAGAAAUGUAUUUAUAAACAGAAACCCACCAGCACCUAACAAAAAUUGUGGUUGUUUACCUUUUCGGUUACUGAUUAUUUCGUUUGUUUCGUAUGUUUCCAAACCAAUUUCGUAUUUAUUUUUUCUCACCAUCUCCACCAAACGUCAGUGAAAUUAGUACAUUUCAGCUACAGAAAUCGUUAAUCCUUCAAGGUCGGUUUCAACUUCACCGGUCUUAGGGCAGCUUCAACGAAAACGUGGUCUUAGCAAAGCUGAUUUUUACCCGGAAUUUUUCGUUUGCUCUCGACCCCCCGCCCCCCCUUUCAGAGGUUGGUUUUGGUUAAAACAACCGUGCGGACCACAAAAGGAGCUGGGGAGGGAGGGGGUUGAACGAGUUCUCUAGAAGUUUUGUUAAAUUCAGGCACCUGGGAACAUAAUUUGGUUGUGCUUCUUUGAAAUGAAAAAAAAAAAAAAAAGUAAAAGGAAAAUAGACCGACACAUUCGAAGACCUAAAAAUAAAAGAUGAGUUCGGGGUCGUGCGCGUCCAAAACCCCGACCUCCACGCUGGCCCCGGGUACCACGCGCUGCCGGACUUGGGGCGAACAGUUAAAGGGCUGAGCGCUGCGAGCGGAAGCCCACCCCUCACCCACAGCCCAGCCAACAAGGGAGCAAAGGGUUAUUUUCGCGCCACAAAAUAUGUAAAUACAGGGGCGGCCCGAGGGCCAAUGGGUGGAGACCAGCUAAGACUCCAGAGGCGGCAACUGUCGAUGAUAGGCUCGCUGCCUCCACCAAUCGGCGAGCGGCUCCGGCGAGGGCGGCGCCUCUCCCGGCGCUGGGUGAGGGUCUGAAUCCUUGCAGGGCAGCCCGUCAGCGUCGGAGCCCCGCCCUAGGUCGCUUUUCCGCGCCAUCGGCGGCCGCCCCGCCCAGACAGAGCAGAAGCAGCCUUCGUUAUUUCUCUGUGGGGACGGAGCAUCCUCGAGCGUGCGCCCGCCUCGCGAGUUUACACGCAGUCUCCAUGCUUGGAUGCAGCCGUGUGGUCAGGCUCCAGCGGCCCAUGAAGACUUUCUCUUGUGUGCGUUUCGACGGGUUCCUCUUCUCUGCGCGGAGCUGAAGAAAGGAAACAAACCGCCCCAUCUUCUCGGCUCCCAGGCUCCAUGUUUAAUACAGAUAGAAGUGACAGAUUCCGGAGUGAGAGCAGACCCAGGUCUCGGAUCUCGCCUCUGGUUUGAACAGAGUUCAGAGGAGCGGUUCUCGAGAAGAGUGAAACGCGCCCACCGGCGUGAGGGUGUCAGGCCCCGGCCAGGGAGCCCUAGGGCCACCCUUUGCUUUGCCCACAACCUGUGGCUACAGCAGCGGUAACGGACCUAGGCAUACUUUCACGUUACACAGAACCUCAAACAUUUUUACUUUUCCGGGUCAUCAGAAGAAAUGUAGCUAUCGAAUGUGUAAACAGAUGGGUGGGAAUCCUUCCUCCGUGGAAUUAAUAUUACUUAGGGAGCUACAACUGCUGAAGAAUUGUUUUGGUUCAUAUACAAAUAAUGUGAGAAAGUUCUUUAAGGCAUCCAUAUAAUUAACUUACGAAUCUGAGAAGUUACACGGAUUUAAUAAUAUGUGUUCUGGAAAAAUUCAAGUAUUUUUCGCUCGAAAAGCUAAAUUAAUAAUUACCCAGUUUUUUUGUUUUUGUUUUUAAUUUUGCCACGGAGUGUAUACUCAAUCUCCCAAAUGUUUGGCAGAUUGGAAGUGGUUUAUGUCCACUACCUUUUUGAUGUUUCAACUUUAUUAUUGGAGUGUUAAGGUCCUAGACAAAGUAUCCAGUUUGUUACAACAAUAAAACAUUAAAUUCACAGGCGCCCAGGAACAUAUUCAUUAAAUUGACACACUCUUGGUUUAAAUUCCAGCUGUUAAGAUUUGUUUGACAGUGACAGAUAAAAAUAAUAUAUCCCAUGUUUUUAAAAGUAGUUAUUUCGUUAGAUAUAAUUUUCAAUAAAACAAAGUACAUUUAAUCCAGGGGAAGGGGGAAUCAAUACAAUUUGGUAGCAAGCUGAUCAGUUUGCUAUUAAAAAAUAUUAAGUUAUAUGAUCAUAUUCAAAGUGAUUUCCAGAAAAGCAAACAUUACAAAUCAAAACAUUUCUCCAACAAGGCUUGGUUCACAAGUACUACAAAAUUAAAUUCGUAAAAUUUAUAGUGAUUUUUUUUGAAUGCCACAGAAGUCUAAAGGAAUACAUAUUUUCCUUGAGAGCUGCUUCUCUUUCCAAAUGCAUGAAGGCGAAGAAUAACUUUUUAAAAUAGCUAGCUUAGCCUUAAAAAUUCACUUCCAAAGAUGUUCUUUCCAGAUUUCCAAUAGUUCUGAAUACUGUCUCAUAAUUUCAUAAAGACCAUUUUACUAAAUUAAACUUAGGUGAAAAUACUAUUAAAGUUUGUUUUCAUUUAUACAGUUGGGUUUGCUUAGCAGGAAAGAAAAACCUGUUAGAAAGAAUAGUUGCAUUGAAAAUGGGUGAUCUGACACCUUCCGGUUACUUCACACAGAAUUGUAAGUUCCUUUUAAAGACAAAAUGCAAAUACUCUAGAUCUUUCAAUAAUUUCACGUUUUAAAAACAAGCUGCUACUUGUUUUUCUGUCAGAGAUAAAGUAUUAUUAAGUUUUUUUUUUGAAAGAGAACACCAUAUCAAAUUAUCAAUUGCUGAAGGCGUUUGUAGUAUGAAGCACAUAUUUUCUCUAUUCACAUUUUUCAACUUGCGAGAGUAGCAAAACAUUAGAUUUCUGCCUGUAUUUUCAGGCUAUAUAGAGCUUAAUUUCAGUCAUCCAAACCCGGCAAUUUCUCUUUUCCAUAAAAUGCCUGUUAAAAAUAUAUCACAAGUUAUCUUUGAAGCCUUUGAGUAGAGCACACAACCAUUAAGCCACAGUUGAAGGUUUUCACAAGGACAGGGGUACUGCCCUUUUUUCCCUAUUCCUGUUCUCCGGCUCACAUUUAGUAGGAUCAGGAAGGCUCCACCGGGCCCAGACCCAACCCCCCAACCACCAUUGUGCUCGUUACCUACAGGGAAAAUUAUGAAUGGCUCUCACAGUCAAAGGAAGGCGGAAAGAGCCGAGGAAUAGUUUCCCAGCGCGGCCGCCACCUUAGGCUGACGCUGAACAGGGUUCCCUUAGAGUCCCAAGUUCUUUAACAAAAAUUAUUUAAAUAAAAGUAUCAGUCCUCCCCCACACCCAGCCCUCCCCCUUCGAAAAACCACAGGAAGCGAGGGUUUCCCUUUAAGUACCGACUUUUCCCACUCGGCCACCCCCAGCCCCACAGCCUCCGCCCCGCGCCCCUCCCCCACGCGGCCAGCCCGCCCCCGGCCUCAUUUAUCCAGAGUCUUCUCGUAGCCGAGCAGCCAAUGAACGGCGAGGCGGAGAGCCACCCGGAGCGCAGGCGGAGGAGGUGUCGCGUAGACACCCGCCCAGGACGUCGGCUCCCCUCCCCCACGCCGGCCCGGGCCGCCCCGCUUGCUCGGUCCCCGGGGCCCUCGAGGGGAGCGGCGCUCUGCCCCCGGGUUCUACUUUCCCCGGUCAUCAGAGCCACCGACUGAGUUCGAGAUUGUCAUUCAGAUUUCGUUGUUAAGUGACCCAUUUUUUAAAAAUCGAAUGGUUACAAACUACGGUAACUGCAACCGCGGGACCCCCUAACCGCUUCCUCAUCUUAAGGAAAAAGGAUCGUUCGUCUGACCCUCCCGAGGCUCGGACCCUUUGGAAACUCGCCGUGCCCAUCGCGCCUGGCGCCGGCUGCAGCGGCUGGACGCUCUCCACCCCCUCCCCGGCUCCGGCUCCGGCUCCAGCUCGGGGUCCCUCCUCGCCCAAUCUCGCUUCCCCUCCCCCUCUCGCUUUUUUUUUUUUUUUUUUUUUUUCUCUUUCCUCCGAAACCCACUCUAAUUGAGGCGCUGGGAUUCCUCACGUGAGACGUUGAUUUGUAGUUUGAACACGUGGCUCAUUCAAAAAGCCGGACACUCGGAGCGGCUGCCCCCGCCCCGCUCCCCUCGCCGCUGCCAGUCACCCCUCGGGGUUUUUUUUUUUUACGGGGAGGCGGCGCCUGCCCCACGUAGUGUGAUAUUUUCACAGCCCGCUGGCCGCUGCCAAAGGGGUUGGGGAGGAAGAGACAAAAAGUAGUUUCCCCCCGCGCCUCCUCCUUUCUCUCGCUAAUCCCGCCUCCUCCCCAGAGUUAGGAAGACUCGACGCUGGGCUCGUCGCUAGGCUUUUUCUUUCUCUCUUUUUUUUAAUACCCAGAAGAGGAAAAAGGACCCUGGGAUCUGGUUUUCGCCCGCCGCUCCCGUGCUUGGGUCACUGUGUGGGUUUGAAAGCCAAGAGGAGAGGAACAAAAUCCACCGGCUCCAUCCUCCGCCGUGGGUGCUUUUUUUAAUUUAGCAUUUUCCUCGGGUUUUAAAACGACCCCUUUUCACAAUGAACAAAUUGUACAUCGGGAACCUCAGCGACCACGCCGGCCCCGCGGACCUGGAAAGUGUCUUCAAGGACGCUAAGAUCCCGGUGGCGGGCCCCUUCCUGGUGAAGACGGGCUACGCGUUCGUGGACUGCCCGGACGAGGGCUGGGCCCUCAAGGCCAUCGAGGCGCUUUCAGGUAAAAUGGAACUACAUGGGAAACCGAUGGAAGUUGAGCACUCGGUCCCUAAACGGCAGAGGUGCUGGAUAGUUUACUAGUCCAGUAUGGAGUGGUGGAGAGCUGUGAGCAAGUGAACACGGAUUCGGAAACGGCAGUUGUAAAUGUAACCUAUUCCAGUAAGGACCAAGCUAGACAAGCCUUAGACAAACUGAAUGGAUUCCAGUUAGAGAACUUCACCUUGAAGGUUGCCUACAUCCCAGAUGAAACUGCUGCCCAGCAAAAUCCCUCGCCACAGCUCCGGGGGCGCCGGGGGCCAGGGCAGCGGGGCUCAUCCAGGCAGGCGUCUCCAGGAUCGGUGUCCAAGCAGAAACCCUGUGACCUGCCACUGCGCCUGCUGGUUCCCACCCAGUUUGUUGGAGCCAUUAUAGGAAAAGAAGGUGCUACCAUUCGCAACAUCACAAAGCAGACCCAGUCUAAAAUCGAUGUCCAUCGUAAGGAGAAUACAGGGGCCGCGGAGAAGUCCAUUACUAUCCUCUCUACCCCUGAAGGCACCUCUGCAGCUUGUAAGUCUAUUCUGGAGAUUAUGCAUAAGGAAGCUCAAGAUAUAAAAUUCACAGAGGAGAUUCCCUUGAAGAUCUUAGCUCACAAUAACUUUGUAGGCCGUCUCAUUGGUAAAGAAGGAAGAAACCUUAAAAAAAUCGAGCAAGACACGGACACUAAAAUCACAAUAUCUCCAUUGCAGGAACUGACGCUGUACAAUCCGGAACGCACCAUUACAGUGAAAGGCAGUGUUGAGACGUGUGCCAAGGCGGAGGAGGAAAUAAUGAAGAAGAUCAGGGAGUCUUAUGAAAAUGAUAUUGCUUCCAUGAAUCUUCAAGCACAUUUAAUCCCUGGAUUAAAUCUGAAUGCCUUGGGUCUGUUCCCACCCACGUCAGGGAUGCCACCUCCCACCUCAGGGCCCCCUUCAACCCUGACUCCUCCCUACCCACAAUUUGAGCAAUCAGAGACGGAGACUGUGCAUCUGUUUAUUCCCGCCCUGUCCGUUGGCGCCAUCAUUGGCAAGCAGGGCCAACACAUCAAACAGCUUUCUCGCUUUGCGGGAGCUUCGAUUAAGAUCGCUCCAGCCGAAGCACCAGAUGCUAAAGUGCGGAUGGUGAUUAUCACUGGACCACCAGAGGCUCAGUUCAAGGCUCAGGGAAGAAUUUAUGGAAAAAUUAAAGAAGAAAACUUUGUUAGUCCUAAAGAAGAGGUGAAACUUGAAGCUCACAUCAGAGUGCCGUCCUUUGCUGCUGGCAGAGUUAUUGGGAAAGGAGGCAAAACGGUGAAUGAGCUCCAGAGUUUAUCAAGUGCUGAAGUUGUCGUCCCCCGUGACCAGACACCUGAUGAGAAUGAUCAAGUAGUUGUCAAAAUAACUGGCCACUUCUAUGCUUGCCAGGUUGCCCAGAGGAAAAUUCAGGAAAUUCUGACUCAGGUAAAGCAGCACCAGCAGCAGAAAGCUCUGCAGAGUGGACCACCUCAGUCAAGGCGGAAGUAAAGGCUCAGGAGACAGCCACCACAGAGGCAGAUGCCAAACCAAAGACAGAUUUGCUUAACCAACAGACGGGUGCUGACCCAUCCAGAACCACGUGCACGAGUUUUUACCUAGCUGGUUGUUUCCGAGGACCAGGCACUCGAUCCUGUCUCUGUGAGAAUGUAUACUUUAUGCUCUCUGAAAUAUAUGACACCCAGCUUUAAAAAAAAAAAAAAAAAAAAAAAAAAAGUGGGGGUAAGGAAAGAGAACUCUGCACUUCCCUUGUGAUAUCAAAGUAUAACAAACGUGCUAAUUUUUCUUAAUAUCCCUCUAUAAUGCCAGAAAUUGGCAUAAAUGGUACAUUCACUAAAUUUAUCAAAUAAAUUUAAAACUAGAUUGUUCCUAAGUCCAAUUGUUGAAAUUGGAUCAAAGUAGAAUUGUCAGAGGAACACAACAUUAAGCCAUUAGAAUAGAAGAGCUGUUGUCUCCUGUUUCUCUAACACUAACAUGGAUAACCUAAGGGAAGUGCCAGCCGCUGUUGGCAGGGUAUUAAACGUGCAUUUUUACUCAACUACCUCAGGUAUUCAGUAAUACAGUUAAAAGCAAAAUUAUUCCUUUUUUGAAAAUUUUAUAUACUUUAUAAAAACUCCAACCGUUUUUUUAAAAAAAAUAAAAUUUAACAGUUAUCAGCUGAUAGGCAAGUCAUUGAAAAAGUAAUUUUACGUCUGGCUGGUGAGAGUAAAGUUGGAAAAAUAAUUUUGCAUUUUUUGAGCCUUUGAAAGUUGGAAAGUCCACUAACUGUUCAAAGAUAAGGAGCAGUGCCUAUUCUCAAGAGCAGCCAUGCCAUGUACUCCUUUGUUCCUAUCUGGGAAGGUUGUUGACGGUACUGACCAAGCAGGCAGGGGCUGGGACGGCCAGUGUACAGGACAGCUAGGGUAAAGGACAGCUAGUGUACAGGGCUCCAGGAGACUUGGGGAUUUGUGUUUAGCUAUGUGUGGGAAUUUGCAAAUGCUUUGUGCUUUGACUGUCACCACGAAAAGGAAGAAAUUCAUGUCAGUGAAGAAAUGCAGAAUUUAAACAAAAUCAGCUUGAGUUUGUUUUACCAGAUGCUCAGCUUGCUAACACACUUGAGAUCAGACCAUACUCUGAGCAGACAUGGAAAGGAUUGCUUUGUGAAGACCAGGGGGAGUCAGGUGGUAUGACAGGGCCGAAGGGCAACAAAAUCUCCAUUUCCUUGUGCCUGGCACUGUCUCGAGCCUAAGCUAUUUUAAAGAUGUUUUAAACAGUGGAAGAAUUAAGUCCACCAAAAGUCUUCCAUGAAAUGUAGCAGAGUUUCUGUCUGCCCUGCAUUACCUGCCAGCGAGUCAAGGUAGGGGAUCCAGCAAACGGUUUUGGGAAUUCAGACUGUGGAAACAUCGGACUUCCCUUUGCCCUUCCUCAACUUAGUGGCAAAGCCCUGUAUGGAUACUUGUAGGUGCGGGUGAUCCUCAAGGCCAUGCUGCUUUCUGAGUUGUUCUUGUUGCUUUGUUCAUAAUGUGGUUACAGUCAUAUUACACUGACCCUGAGGGUAUUAUGUAACCCUUCAGAAAACCACUUUGCCUCAUUGUGUUUCAGGAUUAACUUCUACAUGCCUUUAAGUUUUUCUGAGUAUCAGCAUAUCAUUUAGACAUUGUGAAAAUGAAUUCCUAAACAUUUUCAUAAAACCGGUUAAUUUUGUAGUUUUAGCCAAAAAGUGCCCCCUUUUUACAACUGAAUUCAUCUAGCAUUUUCAUAUGGUGGAUUUAAACUGCUUAAAAAAGAAAAUGUGACCGGCUCUCCUGCUUGGGUCUCAGGGGAGAUAUGCUUAAGGCCAGAGCUCUUCCUCAGUAUUUGAUUUUUCCAGUGUUUGUUUUUUAAAAAACUGACAGGUGCUACAUUUCUAUCUGUUGGUUUCAAUUCUGCCAUAUUUCAUGUCUAGCCUUUAGAGUGGCCAAUCAUGUUUUACUUUCAUUUAAGCACUGGUAGUCUGGAGUACCUGGUACUGAGUAACUCUAUAAUUGUGUUUUGUGUUCACCAUAUACAGAUCAUUUCUCAUCUGUAGUGUGCCCCAAAUGCAGCUUCACUUUCCAGGUACCCUGAUGCAGAAUAAAGUUUUCAUCAUAAACCACA
Molecule: messenger RNA, 12635 nt
Organism: Mus musculus (house mouse)
Lineage: Eukaryota; Metazoa; Chordata; Mammalia; Rodentia; Muridae
Gene: Igf2bp3
Product: insulin-like growth factor 2 mRNA binding protein 3
Exons: 14
Coding region: 9561-10511 (316 amino acids)
Biological process (GO): regulation of translation; CRD-mediated mRNA stabilization
Cellular component (GO): P-body; cytosol; cytoplasmic stress granule
Molecular function (GO): N6-methyladenosine-containing RNA reader activity; nucleic acid binding; mRNA 3'-UTR binding
Source: RefSeq, a predicted model, not a curated record